CUCCAAAACAUCUUGACGCCUCAAGAAUGUCAAUCUCUAAUUGCUCGAUCCGAAGCGGUGGGAUACGAUAUUGCGCUCGUCAACACUGGCAGCGAAGGCUCUGGAGUUCAUAUCCCAGGAUAUCGCGAUGGUCAACGAUGUAUCAUUGAUGACCAUGCUGUCGCUGCAGAGCUAUGGAGACGAAUUCAGCAACAUGUCCCCACCAUCUAUCAGAAACGACCCGUCAUUGGGAUGAAUGAGCGACUCCGGUUCCUGAAAUACAGACCUGGUGAUCAGUUCCAGCCUCAUAUGGAUGGCGAAUAUAGGCGAACCGAUGGGUCUGGUCAUGUCACCAAGGUCACGGUUCAGUUUUAUUUGAAUGAAGGCUGUGAAGGAGGUGCAACUACGUUUUUAGAGGAACGGAUGGCGUGGGCCAAAACUGACGAGGAGAUGACUCUGCGCAACUGUGUGGCUGUGUCCCCAAAAGUUGGACAGGCCUUGGUCUUUCAGCAUGAUUUAGUUCAUGAGGGAAGUAAAGUUACACAGGGAGAAAAGUAUGUCAUCAGAAGUGAUGUUCUUUAU
This is a messenger RNA of Lobosporangium transversale, 561 nucleotides long. RefSeq lists its product as hypothetical. Gene Ontology annotation, biological process: peptidyl-proline hydroxylation to 4-hydroxy-L-proline. Lineage: Eukaryota; Fungi; Mortierellomycota; Mortierellomycetes; Mortierellales; Mortierellaceae. The transcript has a single exon. Gene Ontology annotation, cellular component: endoplasmic reticulum. The annotation marks the transcript as partial. Gene Ontology annotation, molecular function: iron ion binding; procollagen-proline 4-dioxygenase activity; L-ascorbic acid binding. The record is from RefSeq and is a predicted model, not a curated record.